AUGGCUCCCCACAUUAUUACCAAACCAACCACCGGAGAGCUUUCGAUUUCACUUGCGGACCUGGUUGUCGAGAAAUCCAAGAAGGCCAUUGAAACACUUGAUAGAUUCACCAUUGGCCUCUCCGGUGGAUCUCUUCCCAAAAUUCUAGCGGCGGACCUAAAGAAUAGAAAAGACAUCACGUGGGAAAAGUGGGAGGUGUUCUUCUGUGAUGAGAGAAUUGUCCCAUUGGACCAUAAUGACUCCAACUAUCUCUUGUGUAAAAACGAACUAUUUGAUCAUGUACCAAUUCCACCCGAGAGGAUUCACACCAUCAAUGGUGAAUUGGUGUCAAAAAUUGAAAAAGUGGAUACCGAGAAGGCUGCGGAAGUCGCGCAGAACAUGGUGGAUGAUUAUGAGAAUCAACUCAUCAAGGUGUUUGCGUGUGCGAAAUCGGUAAAAUUUCCUGUAUUUGAUUUAUUACUGUUAGGCAUUGGGCCCGACGGACACAUCUGCUCAUUAUUCCCCAGACAUCCCUUGUUGGAGGAGGACGUCACGUGGGUUGCUUACAUUAUGGAUUCACCAAAGCUACCGCGUAGAAGGAUUACCUUGACUUUGCCGGUGGUCAAUCACGCUCACACCGUAGCCUUUGUUGCAACCGGGGCCGGAAAACAAGAUACAUUGGUCGAAGUGUUAAACGAAAAAGGAAAUCUGCCUGCACAAUUGGUUAAACCUAUUCACGGAAAAGUGUAUUGGUUUCUGGAUGAUGAGGCAGCUGCCAAGUUGAAUAUUUAA
Messenger RNA from Acaulospora morrowiae, 771 nucleotides. The record is from the annotation of a GenBank genome assembly. Lineage: Eukaryota; Fungi; Glomeromycota; Glomeromycetes; Diversisporales; Acaulosporaceae.